This is a messenger RNA of Spea bombifrons (plains spadefoot toad), 1100 nucleotides long. It is a transcript of the gene ATP5F1C, whose product is annotated as ATP synthase F1 subunit gamma. The record is from RefSeq and is a predicted model, not a curated record. The transcript has 10 exons. NCBI's taxonomy places the organism in Eukaryota, Metazoa, Chordata, Amphibia, Anura, Pelobatidae. Gene Ontology annotation, molecular function: proton-transporting ATP synthase activity, rotational mechanism. Gene Ontology annotation, biological process: proton motive force-driven ATP synthesis. The coding region runs from base 66 to 947 and encodes 293 amino acids.
UCCUUCUUUUUGGACGACUUUUCUGCGCCUGCGUGCCGUGCUGUCUGACCUUGCCUGCAGUCACCAUGUUGUCCCGCAGCACUGUCCUCAUCUUCCAGCCACAAUGGGGCCAGGUCAGAAAUAUGGCUACUCUAAAAGACAUUACGAGACGCUUAAAGUCCAUCAAGAAUAUCCAAAAGAUUACAAAGUCCAUGAAGAUGGUGGCUGCAGCAAAGUACGCUAAAGCUGACAGGGAGUUGAAACCAGCUCGAGUAUAUGGAACAGGAUCUCUGGCCCUGUAUGAGAAAGCUGAAAUUAAGGCUCCUGAAGACAAGAAGAAGCACCUCCUCAUUGGUAUUUCCUCUGAUAGAGGUCUCUGCGGUGCUAUUCAUUCCUCUGUUGCAAAAUCCAUCAAAAAUGAAAUUGCCAACCUCGCUGAAACUGGGAAGGAAGUCAUGGUGGUUGGAGUUGGGGACAAGUUGAGGGGUCUUCUUCAUAGGACCCAUGGACAACAUCUGCUUCUAACCUUUAAGGAUGUUGGCAGGAAACCACCUACUUUUGGUGAUGCUGCUUUAAUUGCAUCUCAGCUGCUGAAUUCUGGCUAUGAAUUUGACCAAGGAGCGGUUGUGUUCAAUCGCUUCAGGUCUGUCAUCUCCUACAGGACCGAGGAUAAGCCAAUUUUCUCUCUUGAUACUGUUGCGAACUCUGAAAAUAUUGGUAUCUAUGAUGAUAUUGAUGCUGAUGUGCUGAGAAACUAUCAGGAAUUUACUCUGGCUAAUGUCAUCUAUUACACACUGAAAGAGUCCGCCACGAGCGAGCAGAGCGCCAGGAUGACUGCCAUGGACAAUGCAAGCAAAAAUGCCUCUGAGAUCAUUGAUAAGCUGACAUUGACUUUCAAUCGCACCCGUCAAGCUGUCAUCACCAAGGAACUCAUUGAGAUCAUCUCUGGUGCUGCUGCUCUGGGAUGAAAAUAGUGCUGGAGUUAAUCCAUUGUCAUGAGAUAAUGUAUGAACCUUCUGGCGUGACAAUGUGUGCUUUUACAUGCCUCAGAAUAUGAUGGUUCAGUCUACGAAGAAAACAAUAUUUGUAAAUUCUAUUACAAUUAAACAUCUUACAUGGAA